AUGGUGGAUAUUGCAGCAGGAAGGUAUAUUGGUGACAAAACCUUGGAGGAAUUUGAGAAAAAGUCCAACCUUGAAGAAAUGAUGCUACAAUACAUGCAAAAGGUGGACCAAAAGAUGGACCAGUUUGACAAACUUGCUCAAUCUCAACAAGCCUCCAUUCAAAAUCUUAAAAGGCAAGUUGGUCAACUAGUAAAGGUAGUAACUAAAAGGGCACCAGGGAAAUUGCCUAGUAGCACUGAGGUGAACCCAAAAGAAACUACUAUGGCUGUGACUCUUCGUUCAGGCAAAGUAUUGGAUGAUCUUGUCAUUAAAUCCAAGACUAAACCAAGUGCAAAGCAUAGGAGGAGCGGAAUUGCUAUUAAAAGUGAAGAAACUGGGGAUUCGGGGAAUGGUUCAUGUGAAAAAAUCAAGGGGAAGAUAAUCAACUUCUUGAAAGAAAUAGUGUCUAAUAAAAAGAAGUUAGAAGACUUUGUAGAGGUGUCUCUUACUGAGGAAUGCAGUGCAAUGCUACAAAAUGGUUUUCCUAUCAAGAUGAAAGAUCCAGAGAGUUUUAAUGUACCUUGUCAAUUUGAACAUAUUAUUGUUGAUAAAUGUUUGUGUGACCAUGGAUAUAGUGUUAAUUUGAUAUCUCUAUCAUUUUUCAGGAAAUUAAAGUUUGCCAAUUUGGGGCCUAUUCAAGUGAUUCUACAACUGGCUGAUCGUUCAGUGUGUUAUCCUAUUGGUAUUGUUGACGAUCUAUUAGUUAAAGUUGGUAAAUUUUAUUUUCCUACUGAUCUUCUUGUUCUUGACAUGGAGGAGGAUAUUUGUAUGCCAAUUAUCCUCGGUAGAGAGGUUUUAGCUAUGGAAGAGGCUAAUAUAGACUUACUUGAAGGAAAAUUGAUUUUAAGUAUUGGUAAAGAGAAAGAAAAAUUUAAUGUCUUUGAACUCUUAAAAUAG
Coffea eugenioides is the source of this 936-nucleotide messenger RNA. RefSeq lists its product as uncharacterized. The record is from RefSeq and is a predicted model, not a curated record. Lineage: Eukaryota; Viridiplantae; Streptophyta; Magnoliopsida; Gentianales; Rubiaceae. The coding region runs from base 1 to 936 and encodes 311 amino acids. The transcript is spliced from 3 exons.